CGCUAAGCAACGCAGAGCUAAUACCAUAGCAACGCGUAAACAAUAAGCUCCGAGGCGAAGGGGAGAAAAUGUCAGACACAAGACGAGGAGCGGAGGAAGUGGAGGAGAGGAGCAGUGCUGAGGAGAACGAAGAGGAGGAGAAGUCUGAGGAGGCUCUCUCCUCCUCAGCAGCUCCCAAGAGAAAUUCUGAACCGCCACAAGCGCAAACUCUGUCUAACAUCCCCGAGGCGGUGGACGACUUCCUGAGGAACUUCUUGCGCAGAGCCGGCCUGACGCGGACUCUGAGCCGCUUCGAGGUGGAGUGGUACGGCUCGGCGCUCAGGCGCCUCACAGACACCCUGAACACCGUAGCCACGGCGGCCCCGGGGGUCUACUUCAUCCCCGAUGCUCUCACACACCGACGCCUCCUCCAGAGCGAGCUGGAGGCGGUGCGCGCAGAGACGGAGCUGCUCAGGGAGGAGGUGCUGGGUGCAGGAGCGAGCCUAGUGAGGAUACAGAGGGAGCGGGACUUUCACCGGCUGCAGCACCGGCGAGUCUCCGAGGACAAAAGGAGGCUCACAGAGGACUUCAAACAACUGAAGAAACAUCUGCAGUCGUACGACCCCGUGCUCAGGCAGCUGGAGGAGAAAUACCAAACAGCUGUCAGGCAGAAGAUGCUCCUCAGCUUCCACAGAGAGAGACUGCAAAGCAGCACAGACCCUACACCAGCGCAGGUGAAGGAGGAGAGGAGGAAGGAGAAACCACCAGCAAAGACCACUGCACGCUUGAAGGACUCGGAGUUCCCCCCCUGCAGUGGGCUCCCAAGGGCCUACCUGGAACAAAUGAACUCUCACAAAAGCUUCGCAUCUUUCAGCCUCGCAUGCUCUAUAAGAGCGCAUCAGCAGCCAAUCAGCUGCAUCGACCUGCAUCCAAGAAAACUGAUCCUUGUCUCGGCCAGUGAUGACAGCACCUGGAGAUUGUGGGUUCUCCCAGAAGAAAGAGAAAAGGUGGGUGAGAUGCUGCUGACUGGUGAGGGUCACUCUGAUUGGCUGUCCGGUUGUAGCUUUCACCCUGAUGGAUCAAAAUUAGCGACAACCAGCGGAGACAUGACAGUGCGGCUCUGGGACUUCUCUCGUGGCUGCUGUGUACUGAUGCUCUCUGGCCAUGCCCAGCCCACCUGGGCAUGCUCCUUUCACUCAUGUGGUCACUUCCUGGCCUCCUGCUCUGCUGACAGAACCGCCAAGCUGUGGGACCUGAACAGCCAGCGCUGUCGCCUCACACUGCGCCAACACACCGCCUCCGUCAACAGCGUCUGCUUCCUACCUUCCUCCAACCUCCUCCUCACCUGUUCCGCUGACAAAACCAUCGCCCUGUGGGAUGCCAGGCUAGGUGUCUGCACCACCACCUUUCUUGGACAUUAUCACCCCUGCAACCAUGCUGCCUUCAGCUCAGCGACCAGCAUGGUGGCCUCCUGUGACUCUUCUGGCAUCGUCAACACGUGGGACAUGAGAAAACCCACAUCGCCGAUGGCCGCUGGAGACACCGGGCCGCUUAGUGCCAACCAAGUGGCGUUCAACCACUCAGGGAAGAUGCUGGCGGUUGCCAGCAGCGACGGUUUGGUGAAACUGGUGGAGGUAGACUCUGGCAGUGUGAGCAGCUUGGAGGGCCACAGGGACAGUGUGCAGAGUGUGACCUUUGACCACAAGGGGGAGACUGUGAUCUCGGCAGGGAGUGAUGGGAGGGUUAACAUCUGGUCGUAACAUAAGAUUUCUGAUUGAGUAGUGAUCGAUAUCUGAGAUUGACGUGAACUUUUAGUUGUAUUAAUCAAAGAAGUGACACCAUGGAGGUUGUAAACCAAAACAUGUUUAAUGAGAGCUGUGCAAAGCCAAGCCAAGCAGCUAGAAGCACACAUUAAACAUUUAACAUCAAGUGUCUUCUUCACCCCGAGGUGAAUAAAAAUACUUCCUGCAUCAGAGGGUUAAAGUUCCUCUGUGCCAGUAUGAGUCCUGUCAUCCUGAGGAUGGAGGAAACACCAUCUGGUUUCAUGUCUUUGUUUGAAAAGUGAAACUGAUGCAGUACUAUGAACCUGCAUUCUUUCUAAUGACCCAGCAGGGGGCAACUCCUCUGAUCAAUAAAUAAAGUCUGAUUGUUAGUCCAUGGGAAAA
Messenger RNA from Pundamilia nyererei, 2144 nucleotides. It is a transcript of the gene spag16, whose product is annotated as sperm associated antigen 16. The coding region runs from base 69 to 1739 and encodes 556 amino acids. Gene Ontology annotation, biological process: axoneme assembly. Gene Ontology annotation, molecular function: protein binding. The transcript is spliced from 3 exons. Lineage: Eukaryota; Metazoa; Chordata; Actinopteri; Cichliformes; Cichlidae. The record is from RefSeq and is a predicted model, not a curated record. Gene Ontology annotation, cellular component: axonemal central apparatus.